Messenger RNA from Panthera uncia (snow leopard), 857 nucleotides. It is a transcript of the gene CERS1, whose product is annotated as ceramide synthase 1. The transcript is spliced from 6 exons. The record is from RefSeq and is a predicted model, not a curated record. Lineage: Eukaryota; Metazoa; Chordata; Mammalia; Carnivora; Felidae. Gene Ontology annotation, biological process: ceramide biosynthetic process. Bases 68 to 826 code for a protein of 252 amino acids. Gene Ontology annotation, molecular function: sphingosine N-acyltransferase activity. Gene Ontology annotation, cellular component: membrane.
CCACCCACCUUCUCACCCGUAGCCCCUGGCCAAGCGGUGUCGCCUCCAGCCUAGAGAUGCCGCCAAGAUGCCUGAGAGCGCCUGGAAGUUUCUCUUCUACCUGGGUGCCUGGAGCUACAGCGCCUACCUGCUCUUCGGCACCGACUACCCCUUCUUUCACGACCCACCCUCUGUGUUCUACGACUGGACGUCGGGCAUGGCGGUACCACGGGACAUCGCAGCCGCCUACCUGCUGCAGGGAAGCUUUUACGGCCAUUCCAUCUAUGCCACGCUGUACAUGGACGCCUGGCGCAAGGACUCAGUGGUCAUGCUCGUCCACCAUGUGGUCACCCUGGUCCUCAUCGUCUCCUCCUAUGCCUUCCGGUACCACAAUGUGGGCAUCCUCGUGCUCUUCCUGCAUGACAUUAGCGACGUGCAGCUGGAAUUUACCAAGCUCAAUGUCUACUUCAAGUCUCGCGGAGGCUCCCACCACAGGCUCCAUGCGCUGGCCUCCGACCUGGGCUGCCUCAGCUUCUGCCUCAGCUGGUUCUGGUUCCGCCUCUACUGGUUCCCGCUCAAGGUUCUGUACGCCACGUGUCACUGCAGCCUGCGCUCAGUGCCUGACAUCCCCUUCUACUUCUUCUUCAAUGCGCUCCUUCUGUUGCUCACCCUCAUGAACCUCUACUGGUUCCUGUACAUCGUGGCCUUUGCUGCCAAGGUGCUGACGGGCCAGGUACGCGAACUGAAGGACGUCCGGGAGUACGACGCGGCAGAGGCCCAGAGCCCCAAGGCCAGCAAAGCUGAGAAGCCGCUGAGGAAUGGCCUGGUGAGAGACAAGCGCUUCUGAACUCCUCGACCGCCUUCGCAUCCCCUAGGAC